CUCUCAUAGUCAAAGUCCAGAAUGACCUGCUGGCUGCUGCACUACAAGUUAACAAAAACCAGAUCAUUUCUUUGACCAUCAUCUCCUCCCUUAAUGAAUCCUUUGACCCUCUUUCUUGAUCACCAAUCUUACUUCAUGAAGCAUUGAGAUCUGUUGGUGACUGUUUCUAAAAAGGAUAAGAAGAUGGAUCCAACCUUUUCUGGGGCUAGCGAUGACCCAAACGGAUACCAGUUUUGUGAAGAAGGGAACAUAUUUGUCACGGAUCCAAAUCCAUAUGCAGCAUACUGGGAUGUGUUUCAUCAACAUGGGAACCUCUUAGAUGUUGACCCCCUUGGUUUUGCAGCAAAUACGAGCUCUGUAGAAGAAGGUUCUGUAGAAGAAGGUUCUGUGACAUCCAUGUCCAUGAACUCGGUGACAGAUCCUUCUCUGGAAGACACUGACUUCUCAAAAACCACCGAGUUCAUAAGCCAAAUCCUGAUGGAAGAGAACCUUGAACAGGGUCCAUUUUAUGACUCCCUGGACCUGCAACUCACAGAGAAAUCAUUCCAUGAUGCUCUCAUAGACAACAACUCAUCUCUUCCGCCCAAUCAACACCCCUUAAAUGUUCAAAGCUCAUUCGGUGAAACCACUAGCAGUGACAGUGACAACAGCAAUUUACACUAUAAUUCUUGUGAGUUGAACCCCCCUCGUCGGGAUACCCCUGUUGCUGUAAUUGGUGAUCAUGCUUUUCAGCUUAAUUCUCAUGGCCUGCUAGAUUUGGAUGCUUCUGUUACCAAACCGUUGGCACAAAAUAUUUUCAGCGAUGCAGAUUUAGUCUCCCAAUUCAGGAGAGGGUUAGAAGAAGCUACCAAGUUUCUUCUUCCUCCAGAAUCCCGGAUUGAGACCGGUCUAGAGUCAAGGGGAGAAUCAUCCAAUAUAGUUGAGGAUAAUUCUUCUGGGUUAAAGGGCAGUAGAAAGAAUCGUGGGCGUGAAGAAAGUGAUUCUAAUGAAGAAGGGAGAAGUACCAAGCAAUCAGCAGUUGGUGUUGUUGAUGAGGAUGACUUAUCUGAUAUGUUUGAACGAGUGCUGAUUAAUAUGGAACAAUUACCACUUGGUAACGAACACGAUUCCAUAGAGAGUGGCUUGGCAAAAGAGAAACAGCAAGGUGAAAAGCCACCUUCAUCUGAUGGAAGGAAGGCUCAUCCAAAGAAACAAGGCAGGAAGAAGGAAACGGUGGACGUGAGGGCUCUUCUGCUUCUUUGUGCACAAGCUAUUCAUGCCAAUGAUAACAGGGCUGCUAAUGAACUUCUAAAGCAGAUAAGACAGCACUCUUCUCCCUUUGGUGAUGGGUCACAAAGAUUGGCUCAUUACUUUGCCAAUGGCCUUGAGGCACGGUUGAUUGGGGAUGGUGCCGCUGCACAGCAAUUUUUUAACGCUCCUACCUUCAAGACAACCUUUGGUGCUGAUUUUUUCAAAGGUUACCAAGUUUAUCUAGCUUCUAACCCAUUCAAAAAGUUUGCACAUUUCUAUGUUAACAAAAUGAUUAAGAAAGCAGCUGCAAAAGCUGAAACCCUUCAUGUUAUUGAUUUUGGUAUCUUCUUUGGCUUCCAAUGGCCAUUACUCAUCAAGUUUUUGUCAGAAAGAGAAGGUGGACCUCCCAAGCUGAGGAUCACAGGGAUAGAAUACCCUUUACCUGGCUUUCGUCCCACACAAAGAAUUGAGGAGACUGGUCGUCGUUUGGCUAACUAUUGCAAGCGUUUCAAUGUUCCCUUUGAGUACACUGCUAUAGCAUCACGGAACUGGGAAACCAUUCGAGUUGAAGACCUUAAAAUUAAGAGUAACGAGUUUGUUGCUGUCAAUUGCAUGAUGAGGUUCAAAAAUUUGCUAGAUGAGACUACUGAAAUGAACAGUCCAAGAGAUGUUGUUCUGCAUUUGAUCAGGAGUAUAAAUCCGGAUAUUUUUGCUCAGUCCAUCGUUAAUGGAUCUUUCAAUGCCCCUUUCUUUGUCACACGGUUUAGGGAGGCCUUGUUCUAUUAUUCUACUGUUUAUGAUAUUUUUGACAGUGUCAUACCCCAGGAACACCCAUGGAGGAUGAUGAUUGAGUGGGAGAUCGUGGGUCGGAUCUCUCUGAAUGUGAUAGCAUGUGAAGGUUUGGAGAGGUUUGAGAGACCUGAGACAUAUAAACAAUGGCAGGUUAGGAACAAAAGGGCUGGUUUCAAGCAGCUUCCUCUGAACCAGAAGUUAAUGGCCAAAUUUAGGUCAAAGUUAAGGAAAUGGCACAAUGAUGAUUUUGUCAUUGAUGAAGACAACAAUUGGAUGCUUCAAUGUUGGAAAGGACGCAUUAUCUGUGGUUCUACUAUUUGGGUGCCUGCAUAAUGAACUUACAACACUUGAAGAAGAUAUAAUUGUAAGAAUCAGUUCUAGGUUUUAUACUGGGACGCAUUUUGUCUGGUUCUAUACUCUGUCCAAUUUUAUACUUCCUUUUCUCCUGUUUAUGUUUUUUGAGUUAUAGACUUAUAGUUCUACCGA
Molecule: messenger RNA, 2508 nt
Organism: Lotus japonicus
Lineage: Eukaryota; Viridiplantae; Streptophyta; Magnoliopsida; Fabales; Fabaceae
Product: scarecrow-like protein 34
Exons: 2
Coding region: 184-2355 (723 amino acids)
Biological process (GO): regulation of DNA-templated transcription
Cellular component (GO): nucleus
Molecular function (GO): DNA-binding transcription factor activity; sequence-specific DNA binding
Source: RefSeq, a predicted model, not a curated record